This is a messenger RNA of Mercurialis annua (annual mercury), 2691 nucleotides long. Its product is annotated as carbon catabolite repressor protein 4 homolog 6. Lineage: Eukaryota; Viridiplantae; Streptophyta; Magnoliopsida; Malpighiales; Euphorbiaceae. Bases 106 to 2421 code for a protein of 771 amino acids. The record is from RefSeq and is a predicted model, not a curated record. The transcript has 15 exons. Gene Ontology annotation, molecular function: 3'-5'-RNA exonuclease activity.
GUGUCGUUUAAUCGAAAUGACGUGGUAGAAGAACCCGAUUUUCUUACAAAUCGCUCAGUCACGUCCCACCGCUCUCUAUCAGCCUAGCUGUUACUUAUACCGUCGAUGAAGUUUUACUCUGCUACUUCUACUCGUCAAUUCCUCGCCACUGCUGCUUCAAUGUCGUCUCCAUCUCCUUAUCAAGGUGGCGGAAGAAAUCAAUGGAGACGAGGCUUCUCCGGCCUCCGUCAAUAUAGCGGUGGCGGCAGAGACUCUCAAUUCGUGACAGGAGAGUCGCAUUUUGGCUCAGUUCAUGAUGCCAAUUUAGGUAUCCGACAAGCAGCUGCAAGACCUCAAAGCCAGCAACCUCCUCAUCCUGGUUAUAAUCCAAAUCAACAGUUCAGGCGACCUCCUCCACCUUAUGUUUACAGACCAUCUCCACCGCCGUUUUAUCAGAAUCAAGGUUUUCAACGGCCAUCUCAUCAGCAAUUUCGCCCAAAACCAUUGGAUUAUCGUGAUUGGGAGUAUGCCAAAACGCAACCUCAUCCUGGUUCUGAGAAGUUUGUAGUACUUUCAUAUAAUAUAUUAGCUGAUUAUCUCGCAAUAACACAUCGGAAAAAUCUUUACUUCCACAUACCUGUCUAUAUGAUGGAGUGGGAAUGGAGAAAGAAAAAUAUACUUUUUGAGCUUAAUUUAUGGUCUCCUGAUAUAAUGUGCUUUCAGGAGGUUGAUAAAUUUCAGGAUUUGGCAGAUCAGUUAAAGCUACGCGGGUACACUGGUAUUUGGCAGAUGCGAACUGGCAAUGCAGUUGAUGGUUGUGCAAUCUUCUGGAGAGCAUCUAGAUUCAAGUUGAUCCAUGAAGAAUCUAUUGAAUUCAAUAAGCUUGGACUUCGAGAUAAUGUUGCUCAGAUAUGUGUGCUAGAGCAGUUAAUGAGUAAGAACUGCACUUCAAAUACAUCAGGUCCGUGUACGAGUUCAGCAGGUUCUGAAAAGGUAGUUGUAUGUAACGUUCAUGUGCUUUACAAUCCUAGAAGGGGAGAAAUUAAACUUGGUCAGGUCAGGACGCUUCUGGAUAGGUCCUAUGUGGUUUCAAAAAGAUGGAAUGCGCCAGUUGUUCUUUGUGGGGAUUUUAAUUGUACUCCAAAGAGUCCAUUAUACAACUUUAUCGCAGAACAGAAGUUAGAUUUGUCUGGAAUUGAUCGAGAUAAGGUAUCGGGUCAAGCUUCUGCUGAGAUACGUUUUCCAAAUCCAAACAGCAAUCCUAAUCCUGAUCCCAGGAGUCAUUCUUCCAAUAACUCAAACCAAGCUUCUCUUAUUGAGAAUAACAAACUGGAAGAACCUCUGCCAGACAUGCAGAGGCAGAUUAUCCCAGAAAAGAAUGAUGAAAAUAUUUCGUUCAUUAAUGACUGCUCUCAGCCUCAUGUUAUCAGAACCAUACCGGCUCUGUCUGAUAAAUCAUGCGCUGCUGGAGGCAGUGGGAAUAAUAGCAGUUCAAUAUGUAUCAAAGAGACAGAAACAACUCAAGAAGAUGUGAUUGAUAGUCACAAGGAAGGCACCAAAUCCACAGUCUCAGUUUUAAGUGAUAGUUUUGAAGGAAAUCUAUCUAUAUCUCGCAGUGAGAAUGAGCUGUUUCAUAAGUCAACUGCUACAGAAACUUCGCGUGGUGAAGUAGCUUCUUUGGAGAAUUCUGAAUAUAUUUCAUCCCAGUCAAUUGUUAACAAUGAGAUUAUUGAUCUUAUCCCAACAUGUCAAACAAAUAUAUCAAGUAGGUCUGUAAGCCUUUACCAUAUAGGAGAUGAUAAACUAGAGGAUCAGUCUCGUCAGGAGCUAAAUGAUUUCGAUCUGGAAGGUGGAAUGACAGGUGAAGAUCAAAGUGCAUUUUUAUCUGCACUACAUGACAAAGAAGAUUCCUUUCAAACAGUCUUUACUGAAGGCGGACAAUCAGAAUUGAUUCACUCCCAGAAUGAAUUAGAUCCAAUCACAAAUGAGGUGCAUUCACCUAGUACUGAAGUUAUUAACGAUGCUUCCCUGGACCUGGAUUCUGAGGCUUUCACUGUGGAGAAAACUGCAUACAAUCCAUCAAUGUGGACUCCGAUGGAAAUGGCAACUGCAACUGGCAAUACAGACUGCACAUUUUUGGAACAUCCUUUGAAGCUUAAAAGCACGUAUACAGAAGUUGAGGGUCGUACAGGGACGAGAGACCUAAAUGGAGAACCCUCAGUUACCAGCUAUAAUAGGCGUUUCUUAGGCACAGUUGAUUACAUAUGGAGUUCUGAAGGUCUCCAGACUACCAGAGUGCUUGCUCCAAUACCUAAACAUGCUAUGCAGUGGACACCUGGAUUUCCCACAAGGAAAUGGGGGAGUGACCAUAUUGCUUUAGCUUCUGAGCUGGUAUUUACAAAAGACGCAACGGAUAGAAAUUCAGAAGUCCAGAAAGCAUAAUCGGCAGUUACAAGUUACUGCUCGGCCUUAGCUCCCCUCAACAGAUAUAAUUUAUAUUGUACUUCCAACAAUUUUAGGUCACUGUUGUACAAUUGCUUGUAUAUAUUCUUUGUUGGAUGAAAUUUUGAUUUGUUCAUCCAUUUUUUUGUUAGGUUGCUUCAACACCUUUAUAAAUUUUGAUACAUGAAACUGGAGGCAAAAAUGAGACGAUCCGAACUUAUCAGUUUCUUAGGGGUAAAUAGUAAAAGCUCAAAUUUCGACUUUUUUUUU